This is a messenger RNA of Paramuricea clavata, 438 nucleotides long. The record is from the annotation of a GenBank genome assembly. Lineage: Eukaryota; Metazoa; Cnidaria; Anthozoa; Malacalcyonacea; Plexauridae.
AUGUUACAACAACGAUGUCGCAAACGUACAGCGCAUACUAAAAAAUGUUGGAUUCAUUUGGCAAAACAAGAUAAUCUAAGAAUCAAACCCUCUAAUGUUCUUGGUGGUGGCAAGGGUUUAUUUGCUUGGAAAAAACCUAUAGUGCGCGGAAAAAUUAUAUCUAAAUACACAGGAAGAAAAAAAACAAAAGCCGAAAUUGACAACAAGUACGGCAAUGGUCGUGCCAAUUACACCGUAUGCAAUAGUAAGGGAAAAUGUAUAGAUGCAAAUCACACAACCGACGCAGCGGCACGAUUUGCCAAUGACGCUCGUGGCACAGUCUUCCACAAUAAUUCUAAAAUAAAAGGUCGUCAAAUGCUACGCUUGAAAGCCACACAAAUAAUACCCCCCCACCGGGAAAUAUUUACAUCGUAUAAACGCGAAUAUUGGAAUGAAUAA